Messenger RNA from Cordyceps militaris CM01, 3426 nucleotides. RefSeq lists its product as uncharacterized. The transcript is spliced from 3 exons. NCBI's taxonomy places the organism in Eukaryota, Fungi, Ascomycota, Sordariomycetes, Hypocreales, Cordycipitaceae. The coding region runs from base 1 to 3426 and encodes 1141 amino acids. The record is from RefSeq and is a predicted model, not a curated record.
AUGGCCACAGAGCCCGUAUUUCACAAGCUAGCUGAAGUUUCUGUUCCGCACCAACUGAGCAACCUCUCCAACGGUGCCCAGAAUGGCGUCGACUACUCUACUUUAAACGGCAGUUUCCACAACGUUGAGGACAUAGCCAAUAAGCGCAUCACCAGUGUCGAAGAGCAACUACAUUCCACCGACGUCAGUGUUAGCGGCGGUUCCGAUACGGAAGCGUCACGAGCAAAGGAUGGCGACAAGAGCCACAGCCGGACCGGCUCUGCCGCCAGGAAACCUGCCACGUUCAAGGCCGUCUCCGUCAACAGGACAUUUCUGGCCGCCAAGGCGAACAGCUCGACUAUAGCCUCAAAGACGACAGAACGACCCUCGGGCGGCUCAAGUACACCACCUCCCGGGUCAUCAACACUAUCGGCGUCUCGACCCAGGCUUGUCGUCAAAGCUGGCACCGGCGCUAGAGAUUCGAUGCCGCGUUUUGCUACCGUGAAUGGCGGCAAGCCAGGGUCUGUGCCAGAUGCGAACGCAGUAUGGAACAAGAACCGACCGCCAGAGCCCAAGAAGUUCACCGACGAAGAGCUCAAGAAGUACGGAAUUCAUAUGGCUAGUCGCCUUAAUGAAGACGAUGCGCAAGGGCAGAACAAAUGGGCAGAUAUUGACGAUGAUGACGAAGACUGGGCUCCAGAGGCAAUCACGUGGGGGGACGGAACAAAAACGAAGCUGCCACAUCCCGAUGAACACCCACCUCCUGAAGAUGCCCUUCAUGCCUCACAGGAUGUAUUUCAUCAGAAGCAUGAGAUACCAGGACAAGCCCCCCAACCGGAGUACUCUGCACCAAAAUAUACUGGUCUACCUUCCGGAAAAGGUCUUGUGCUUAAAGGCGCCAGUCAAGACCGCCCUGCUCUCGUUGCGAAGCCGCCACAGCCACCUGCUCUCGCCAAAUCUCCUUGGGCCCAGCUCCCCCCGGUUGAGCGGCCCCCGCAGCCUUGGAGUGAAUCGACAGGCUCACCUCGAGGCUCUUACAAAGAGCCGUCACCGCUGAAGACGAUGGGCUACCCACCCAAAGAGAUCGCCGCAGAUGAUUUUAAUCGUACUUCAUGGAGAGAUGGCCACGGCGGCAACGGUGGGCGCGAGCUCUACAACUCUCACUCUGGACGACUUGAACCUGUACCAGACCGCCGCGGAUCCAUGCUUUCCGACCAUUCCGGUAGACAGCCUGCCGUUCUCCAGCGGCAAGCCAUGGAUCACCCAGAGCCAUCCAGUGCUUUCCAAACUAGCCGAACUAACCAAGAAUCGUCUUUCAACCGAAGAAGAGCAUCCUCUACCGUCAGCGGUGGCAGUGGCCUUCUCCAGCGUGGCCCUCGCGGUGCUGAGGGAUCUCAACACCACCCUGCAGACGAACAUGGCCCCCGCCGGCCUUCCUUCUCUGGCUCAAAUGAAGGUCGCUAUCUUCAGCAAAACGCGAACGGCCCUAAUCGCCAGCAUGGUCCUUGGAAUAACUUGGAAAUCCCGGACGUAACCCAAACAGGGCACCCUAUGCCAGAGGAGGAUGAUAUUGAGUACCAGAAGAAGCUCAUGAAGGAGCGCAUCGAGCUUGCCCGAGCACGUCGGCAAGAGGAAGUUGCCCUGGAAGAAGCGGCGCGCAAAGAACGUAUCCAGAAGAAGCUCGAGGCGCUUGGCCCAGCACCGGAAAAGAAGAACGAGAAGAAGGACAAUGCCAGUCGUGACGAUGCGAGGCCAACCCAAAUUCAUCGUCGUGAAGGGUCGAUUGAUGGGCAGCCCCCUCAUCAUUCAAGUAGUACCACUAAAGACGCGACAGCGAGACGUCUGUCGCAGAAUCAGGAACAGCAACCUGCCGAACCAUGGGUUGGUACCAGCCCCCGUCCAGACAGAUUGACUACUUGGGCAGCUGGACAUAAUGGCCUAGGCAGGAAUGUCUGGGGUUCUCCAGAUAACGACCGUGGUCUUGGUAAUGGAACAUUCAAUCCGGACUUGGGCCGGAUCCCUGGCGCGACGGGCACAGCAAUUCAGCCUACAAAUGGCCCGCAGCCACUGUCAUUACCUGCGGUGAUGCAAGCAGCGCCCAUCGGAUCCCGGACUUCGAGAUACGAGACCUCUGGAAGCGAUCUUGCUAGUAAAUGGGUUAGUGCUGUUGCCGAUAACGACAAGAAGCUGAGUGCUGCCAGAUUGGCCGAGCAUGCCAACAUGGAUCGCCAGCUAGCGGAACGGGGUAUUUCAGCAGAUGAUGCUCAGCCUGUGAUCAAAGAAACUUGGCGACAAGUACAUGCACCUGGCGAUGGCACACGCCAAUUGACGAAUGCCACCGAAGUGCAGAUGCAUACCUCCAGUACCUGGAAACCUGACCCGCGCCAUACGAAACAGCCAGGACCCGCGGCUCCUGCGGGCGUCAUUGGAUCCGCGCCACCCCAUAUGCUUACGCAAAACGCGAACGCCUCCUCACAACCGCGAACCUCUCGCUUCUUCCCCGCGAAGGAGCAGCGCCUUGACUCGCCCCCAGAUACAAUCAGGCCGUCUUCGCCGUCGGCUCCCCCACCUACAAUGGAGGGUCAUCCUGCAUAUGAGGGCGAUGCCAAACGUCCUCAUGUUUCGCUACCAAAGCCACAGCCUGUCGUGAAACUUCCGCCACUCAUCACCCACCACCAGACGCCACUCAACCGACCGCAGUCCGCGUGGGGAAACAAAGGACAGAUCAACGGCCGAGGACCUCAGCCGUAUGGCCAUCAGUCUCAACGAAGUGCGGAGAGCUCCCAAGAACAGUGGCAGGACCGUAUCAACAGCCUACUGCAUAAGGCUUCGCCUCCGAAGCCAACUAUUGGACUCUACACUGUGAAUGUUGCUAGCCGGUCUGGCUAUGAGCACAACGGACCAGGAACUGCAGCAACAGUGGUCCUUCCCGGGAGUCCACGUCAACCCCAGCGAGCCGUAUUUGCUUCAAAGCCUGCCGAAUCCAAGCCUAUGGCCGAAGAAUGCUUUGAGGAGCAGGAGAUGGGAUCUCUGCCCAUUAUUCGAUUUCCAAGCCAAACUCCUGAUGCUGCCUGGCAACCCGUCGUGAUUCAGUUCAAGCCUCUACCUAAGCGGUAUCUUGUUCAUGCCUCUAUUAUGGAGCCAUUUCGGAUCUCUGAUGAGCACUCUGGUAACUCUGCCAUGAUCCGUGUUCAUCUUCCAGGCAUGCGGGAGCAAAAGACCGUCGCUGUUCUCCAAACUGCAUCCCGUGGCGGCCGCGGUAACGGCAGACCGUCUCCUCGCCAUCGUGGCGGUGGGCGAGGCGGCAAGCGAGACGUAUCAAAUGCUCACGGAGACUCGCCAACAAGCCACAGCCGUGGCAGCCGUGGAGGUUACCGCGGAAAGGCUUCCGACAACUGGAACCGCAAUGCGGCCCGACCUCAGGCUCAAACGCAGCUCUCAGCUUAG